This is a messenger RNA of Naegleria gruberi, 1719 nucleotides long. RefSeq lists its product as uncharacterized. The record is from RefSeq and is a predicted model, not a curated record. The coding region runs from base 1 to 1719 and encodes 572 amino acids. Lineage: Eukaryota; Heterolobosea; Eutetramitea; Acrasida; Naegleriidae. The transcript has a single exon.
AUGAAUGGUGAUCAUGGGGUUUAUCUAGUACCCCACUCUGUUUCUGAAGAGGAGGUGUAUGAUGUGGAGGAUAAUGGAUGGCUUUCAAGUGAUGAUGAUAAAGUUGAAUAUACAAUUGAAUAUUUUGGAAAUGGAGUGGAUGGAGAACCAGAAGGUGAAUGUUUGAUUGUUUCACCAAUGACCUUUCAGAUAGAGGAUAAUUAUGAUGAUGAUUACUAUUCUGAUCCUGAAUUUUCAGAAACAAAACAAAAUAAUCCAAUAGAUCAACAAGAUGCAGAUGAGGCAAUGCUGGAAUUGAGAGUUUCAUGUGAAGAUGUUAAAGAUGAUAAUCAACAAAAACUAGGCAAUGAUGAGGAAAAUGAUAGGGAAGAAAGUCAUCAUCAUGAAAUAACGCCAAUGCAAACCUUGAUUGAAAACUGUAAUUCAACUCACGAUCAAUUACAAACUCUCAAAGAAAAGCAUGAAAAAUCACUAAGACUUAUGGAAGAAUCAAUAGAAACUAGAAUAACAGAAGCUACUCAAUCAAUUCAGGAAGGAGUUCAAGAAGCCUUUUCAGAACUUCAAGAAAUUAUUACUUCACAACAAAUAGAAAUAGAUAUGGAAAUUUCACUAAGAGAAUCGGCAGAAACUGAGAAUGAAACUCUGAAAGGUCAGAUUGUGGUUAUGAAAAGGCAGAUUGAAGAGGAUGCGCUGUCAUUUUCUGAUUUACUUGAAGAAAAUGAAAAACUAAAGCACGAAGUGAAAAUAUUUCGAGAACGAAAUGUAGCUCUUAAACAUCAAGAAAUAGAAAGGCAGAAAGAAAUUCAGCGGUUGAAGGGUGACAUUACCAUUCAACAAUUGGAAUAUAGAGACAUGAUUGAGGAAAACAAACGAGGAAAAAAGAAUGAAGAAGUUUUCAAGUUGGAAAAGCAAAAACUUGCAACACAAAAGAAGGUUUUAUCUAGAGAAUUAGAUAUUCACUUUUAUAGAAAUUCAAUAAGUGGAAAUUCAUUUGACAAGACGUCUGUUGAAUCAAUGAAAGAAACACCAGUAAAUUUCAGAGAGAAGGAGUUAGAGAAGGAAGUUCAAAUUCUUAGGAAAAGAAUGGAGGCAUUACAGCCAAAUUUGGAUACUUUGAAAGAUUUAUAUUUUGAACAAAUUUCAAACAUGAAAGAAUUGGUUGACUGUUCCAAAAAACUAGUGCACAAGCUGGAAGAUGAAACAACAACCAAGAUUGAACUCAGAAAAUCCAUGAAGAGAGAUUUUGAAAAAGAACAUUUGAGAAUGGAAUAUCAAAGAUUAACCAAAUAUGAUAGUGAGGAGGAAGAGUUUGAUUCAUUUUACAAUGAACAAGAGAAACAAUAUAAUCGACUAUUAAGGGAGAAGGAUAAACAAUUAGAAAUUUUCAGAGUUGCCUACGAUGGCAUUGUAUAUAAAACAGAGGAGAGAAGACAAGUAUUAGAAACUGAAUUUGAUAGCUUCCUUCAGAUAGUGAAAGAUUUACAACAACCCAAAACAAUUGACGAAGAUGAAAUUAUUGAAAAUUUAUUAAGGAGAAGUUCGUCACCAAGCUCACCAACAUCUGCUAAACCAACAUCACCUAGAAAUAGUAUAUUAUCUACUGGUCAACCUAAAAGUUUCAUGAUUAGUAGAUUCCAGAAAGAUGCAGUGAAACAAGUGCAAGGAAGACAACGAUCUCAAUCGUACUCUGAUUUUGGAAGUAGAAAUUCUGACCUAUAA